AAUGUACUUAGUGCACCACCCAUUUUUCCACCUCAAGCGUUUUGACGGUGUCGGCGAAAGGAAAAGAUCCGAUCUGAAAGAUCGCGAUCAACACCGAUCCAGAUUGUAAUGGCGGCAUCGCGGCGCCUCCGAGAUCUCCAAGCGCAGCCUGGGAACAAGAUCUGCGUAGACUGUUCCCAGAAGAACCCUCAAUGGGCCUCCGUCUCCUACGGCGUCUUCAUGUGCUUAGAAUGCUCCGGAAAACAUCGCGGCCUCGGUGUCCACAUCAGUUUCGUCCGAUCCGUCACCAUGGACUCCUGGUCCGAAAUCCAGCUGAAGAAAAUGGAGCUCGGAGGCAACGAUAAUCUCAAUAAGUUCUUGACACAGUAUGGAAUCGCCAAGGAAACCGAUAUAAUUACGAAAUACAACACCAAUGCCGCUUCGAUUUAUCGCGAUCGAAUCCAAGCCCUAGCCGAGGGUCGAUCGUGGCGGGACCCACCGGUUGUAAAGGAAAACCUAGACGGAGCUGGAAAGAAUAAGAGUAGUUAUAAUAAUAAACCGCCGUUGAAUGGCGGUGGUGGUGGUAGGAAUGGUAAUAUUGGGGGAAAUGGAGGGUGGGAUAACUGGGAUAAUUAUGAUGAUGGUGGUUCUAGAUCGUCGGGAUCGGAUAUGAGGAGGAAUCAGACGGUGGGGGAUUUUAGGAGUGGUGGAGGUGGAGGGGUUGGUGGGCCGACGAGGUCGAGAUCGACGCAGGAUAUUUAUACGCGGGGGCAGUUAGAGGCAUCGGCCGCGAAUAAAGAGAGUUUUUUUGCAGGUAAAAUCGCGGAGAAUUCAUCGAGACCGGAGGGGAUUCCUCCGUCGCAAGGGGGAAAGUAUGUGGGAUUCGGAUCAAAUCCCGCGCCAAUGCCGAGGAAUGAUCCCCAAGGGGAUGUCCUUUCUACUGUUACUCAGGGAUUUGGCCGGUUGUCUAUGGUUGCUGCGUCGGCGGCCCAGUCGGCUGCUAAUGUUGUUCAGGCGGGGACAAAGGAGCUCACUUCCAAGGUGAGAGAGGGAGGAUAUGAUCACAAGAUGAAUGAAACCGUCAAUGUUGUCACCGCAAAAACGACAGAGAUUGGACAGAAGACAUGGGGGAUCAUGAAAGGGGUAAUGGCAUUGGCUUCACAGAAGGUUGAGGAGUACACAAAAGAGGGUGUCAGCUGGAAGAACGAUGGCUGGGAACGUAAUGAAAGCCAGGGUAAUGGUUACUACCAGGAGUUUGGACAGGAGUCAAAAGGAUGGAAUUCUACUGGCGGGCAGCCCUCAUCUGGUAGCCAUGUUAAUUCUGUCAGUUCAGGCUCUUGGGAUGAUUGGGAUAGUAAGGACAAUUCGAAGGAAGAAACAUCUAAGGGGAAAACAACCCAUAAUGGGGACAGCUGGGCAGGCUGGGAUGAUGGUAAAGAUGAUGGGUUCGAUAAUUUCUACCAGAGCGCACCUGAUAGCAAGGCAGUGGGUCACAAUGGGAAAUCAGAUGGUAAGUGGACUGAUGGAGGCUUUCUCUAAGGUCAGCCUGGUAUUCCCAACUCUUUUUUACCAAAAUUUUUCCCUUCAAAAUUGUUUUUGCCCCAAUGGAACUUGUCGUGAAGGGUUUGUGUGCUUGAAAAUAGUCUAUAUAUGUACAAUUAUCAACAGGGCGGGCUAAUUGUCCAACUAAAGAGGACUUCUGCUUGUGUUCUUGAUGAACAUUAUUUGUGGUUUACAUUGAUUUCUAAUGACUUUAAUUUGGUAAUUUGUCCUUUAUGUUUCAAGAAGGUUCACUUUUCAAUCUUUUUUUAAUCUCAUUGCUUCUCCCUUUUUCC
Ilex paraguariensis (yerba mate) is the source of this 1814-nucleotide messenger RNA. The record is from the annotation of a GenBank genome assembly. Lineage: Eukaryota; Viridiplantae; Streptophyta; Magnoliopsida; Aquifoliales; Aquifoliaceae.